AUGGGAUGCUGCUAUACGACAUCCAACAGAAGAAUUCCAAACGGAAACAUCCAUUGUGAACUUGACGUUGAGUCAGCUGACUCUGGUCGUGGAGCUAGUGAAGAUGAUCCCAGUCAGUUAGGCGGUCAAUUUAUGCAUUUCUAUCCUACAUGUCAUGUGUCUAGUGUCCCACAGCAAUCACUUAUGCAUGUAAAUGAUUCAUCAUCUAUCAACGUAAACGGGGGAAGCAGCUCGACAUGUGGUCAGGGUGUUAAGCUUCAAAGUAAUUCAUCGAUUGAUGCGUCAGGUGCUGUUAUUCUAACCGGUGAAGGAUUCAGUGGUGGCAACAGUGGCGAACAAACAGAUUCAGGGUGGAACGGAACUACCGCUGUUCGACGAUUAAAACUGUAG
Heterobilharzia americana is the source of this 390-nucleotide messenger RNA. NCBI's taxonomy places the organism in Eukaryota, Metazoa, Platyhelminthes, Trematoda, Strigeidida, Schistosomatidae. The record is from the annotation of a GenBank genome assembly.